Molecule: messenger RNA, 702 nt
Organism: Lolium perenne
Lineage: Eukaryota; Viridiplantae; Streptophyta; Magnoliopsida; Poales; Poaceae
Source: RefSeq, a predicted model, not a curated record
UGGUACUGAUGCAUUUGAUCCAAGGAUUGAGCAAACUGUUGCAGGUGAAUCUGUACCUGCACACAAGGGUGAGGUGCACCACUUGUUGUGCUGCCCCAGGCUCCUGUGAUGCCCGUGUGCUGGAGGCCUUUGGGUUCUGCUGGCUGCAACCUUAUGAAGCUGUCAAAGGAUGAUGUGGGAAUGCUGAUUCGUUCAUGUUUUGGGUCGACGCCGGUGCUUCUGAAUAUUCAAUGGCGUCCUCGUGCUCUUCGGUUGGUCAGCGCAUAUCAGUUGCCUAUGCUUAGAAUGGUUUAGCCUAGAUGUUGCACAUCAUACAUAAUGCAAGUUGCUGUUCAUGCUGCCUAUUCAAUCUUCAUGCCGCUCGAGUUGAUUCGCCGGAAACGGGUGAGAGCGUUUCCGUCGCUUGAUCCGCCAUUAUGCGUGGAGGAGCUCAACCCGUUCGUCGACCUGCGCACCGCAGAGGCCUUUGGAGACUUCAAGAAGAUGCCCAUCAACAUCGUCGGGACUGUCAACGCCAAGUGCGACAUCGCCAAGCUCCUCGCAAAUUCCAUAAUCCACCGCUAUAUCUGCAGCAAGGACAUUCUGGAGGACGUGCUCGGCGGAAGGGACAUCCUCACCGCAUUCCGAAAAUCUGAUGAGAAAGGAUACCUCGAAGUCAAGGUGCCCUCUCUCUUUCUCCGAAAGACAUUCAUCCAGUCAUAG